Messenger RNA from Hypoxylon trugodes, 798 nucleotides. RefSeq names its product Clp protease-domain-containing protein. The record is from RefSeq and is a predicted model, not a curated record. NCBI's taxonomy places the organism in Eukaryota, Fungi, Ascomycota, Sordariomycetes, Xylariales, Hypoxylaceae. Gene Ontology annotation, biological process: protein quality control for misfolded or incompletely synthesized proteins. Gene Ontology annotation, molecular function: ATPase binding; serine-type endopeptidase activity; ATP-dependent peptidase activity. Gene Ontology annotation, cellular component: endopeptidase Clp complex. The transcript has 4 exons. The coding region runs from base 1 to 798 and encodes 265 amino acids.
AUGAAUUGCCACCGACCGCUUUGGCGCGCAGCCCUUCGAACGUUACCGACAACUACGACGACGACGACAAAGACGAGAACCACAAAUCAAUUCACCCGACACUUCUCCCAAUUCCCGACCGGCCCGAUACAACCUCCUCGAGGAGCUGUUCCUUUACCAUAUAUAACAGAAGUCACUUCCGGUGGCUGGAGAACAUAUGAUAUCUUCUCUAAGCUCCUACAAGAACGAAUAAUAUGUUUGAACGGACCCAUAGACGACACAGUAUCGGCCUCGAUCGUCGCGCAAUUGCUUUGGCUCGAAUCUGAUAACCCUGAUAAACCAAUCACCAUGUACAUAGACUCGCCCGGGGGCUCCGUGACAGCCGGUCUUUCCAUCUACGACACGAUGGCUUAUAUUCGCUCGCCGGUAUCUACCGUGUGUCUAGGACAGGCAGCUUCCAUGGGUUCGCUAUUACUUACGGGGGGUGAGAAAGGGAAACGAUUUGCCUUGCCGCACAGUAGUAUCAUGAUUCACCAACCCCUGGGAGGAACACAGGGUCCCGCAAGCGACAUUCUGAUUUAUGCGAAUCAGAUACAGCGGACGCGCGAGCAAGUCAACGAAAUCUAUCGAAAGCAUCUAAAUGCGGCAUUUGGACAAGAGAAGUAUAAUCUGAAAGACGUCGAAGAGAUGAUGGAACGCGAUAAAUAUUUGUCGGCUCAGGAGGCGAAAGAGAUAGGUAUUGUCGACGAGAUCCUUACCAAGAGGGACGACAAGAAGCCAGAGGAAAAAGAGGCCAACAAGAGCAGCAAUAACACAUAA